CCGCUGCCAGGCGGUUGAGGCUGCCGUUUCCCCUCCCCGCGCGGGUCCCGCAUUACAUCACUGGCGACAGCAGUCAGAGGGGGGAGGCAGAAGCGCCUCCUCCCCGCCCGGAGCCCAGGCGGCGGUGCAGGGGGAGGAAGGCACCUCACCUUGCCCCCGAUGAGGGGCGGAUCAUGCCAUGGCAGCGCCGGCGAGCGACAGCGGCGGCAGCCAGCAGAGCCCGAGCAGCAGCCCCGGGAGCCGAGAGGGAGCUGGGGUCGCCGCGAAGGGAGCCCCGGACUGCGGAGACUCAGCAGCCCGGGACGCAGCGGAGACGGUCUCCGGCCUCCCUCCGCUUGAGGACUACGAGUGCAAAAUCUGCUACAACUACUUCGACGCGGACCGGCGCGCGCCCAAGCUGCUGGCGUGCUUGCACACCUUCUGCCAGGAGUGCCUGAGCCAGCUACAGCUCCGCGCCGCCGCCGCCGCCGCCGCCGCCGCGCCUGAGCGCCCGCCGCCCUGGCUCUGCCCGCCAGGCGCCAUCGCGUGCCCGGUGUGCCGCCACCGCACGCCGCUGCCCGACAGCCGCGUGCACGGCCUGCCCAACAACACCAAGCUCGCCGAGGCCUUCCCGCUGGCUUUGCGCGCAGCCCACGACCCGCUGCCCCAGGACCGCCUCCCGCCGCUGCCCGCGCGCCGGCCCGCGCCCGCUGCUGCCCGGCCGCCCACCCCAGCCCCGCCACCGCCGCCCUCCCCCGCCCCGCCGCAGCCGCCGCCGCCUGCCGAGGACCCGGCCCCCGGGCCUCGCGCCCGCUCCGGCCUGCGCGCCCCGGGCGCCUACGACAGCUGCCAGAACUGCAAGCGCGCGGCGCUCACCGCCGGCUGCGUGUGCGUGGUCUUCUCCUUCCUCUCCAUGGUGGUGCUGCUCUUCACUGGUCUCAUCUUCGUCAACCACUACGGCGGCGGGGGACCCCCCGGAGGCGGGGCGCCCCCUGGCGAGGCACCGGCCACCGGGUCGCCCUCGCCCUCGCCCGUGGGGCCCAUCUGCCUGUCGGUGGCCAGCAUCCUGGCACUCUUCUCGGUCGUUGUCACCUGGGUCAUCUGCUGGCUCAAGUAUCGGCCCGAGGGUGCGGCCGCGGGCUCGACGGGAGGCAGCGGCGGCGGCGGCGGCCCGAGGGCACGGGCGGCGGCGGGCGGCGCGCUGAGGAGCGACACAUAGCCGGGCCGCGCUGCGGAAGUGGCGCCUGCACCUCCAGCGCCGCGCGGCGGGAGAAGAGGGGGCCUCUGGCUCGGUGCGCUGGAGCUUCUGCGCCCUCUCCCUGCGGCCCCCGGGCUCUCCCGGACUCACACCCUCUCCAAACUCGGCCACUGAGGGGCCUCGGUUUUCUGUCCCUCGGGCUUCUGUCGCCCCUCGCCCUUCGCUCUGGGCCAGAGAGGGAAACUGAACAGGCAGGGAUGCUGGUGGGGGGUCUCUUUUGCCUGGACUGUGCAAAAUUGACCUCCGCGUUAUGCACCACCCUCGUCCUAGUCAGAACGUGCGGCCAUCCCUCCCUAGAGCACAAAGAUCUGCUGAGAGGAGGCAAGGGGAGGAGGAGCCCCACCGCCCCGCCUGAAAGCUGGUUUUCUGGCCGCCAGGACUUGAGAGUUUCUUUAAAGGUGCAGCUGCGCGCGCGCGCGCGCACGUGCAUCUGUGGCGGCUGUGAAAGACUUGAAUUGCCCGGAGGAAGAAUGAAUGGGAUGCCAACGUGAGAGGAAAAGGGUUUCCUGCUUCCUAGCGGUCCUGGAAAGGGAGAGAUCCUGAGCGCUGAAAGUGACGGACACUCCCCGCCGGCACAGCGCGGGCGUGCCCGGAGCUGCUGGAAGAACCGGCAGGCAGCAGCUGGGCGCGGUGGGGCAGGUACACGGCGCGCGUGCGCGCUCGGAGCCGACUCAGAGCGGCCGAGGCGGCGGCGCGCCCAGGGCAGUGGGCCCUGUUGCCCGUGGCCGGGAGUUGUCUGGAGCAGAGCCCAGAAGUCUCAUCUCCUGGAAGCUUGUGGUUGUUUUAUUCACAGUGUUACUGCCAGGAAGUCAUUUCAUCUUCUGUAACUGGACUCAGGGAGCUUAAAGAGCCUGUUCUCCCUUCUCUCAAAAGUGACUUACUGUUGCCCCCACCUGGAAGAUAUUGAAAGCUAUUCACACAGAAUAUAAACUAGAUUUUCUCCUUUCCCUUGCCUUUUUUUCUUAAUUUCAUUUAAGAUAUGAUUUAUUUUUGAAUAUAUAAAUCUGGAAAUUUUUGUGCAUUAAGAUAUCCAGUAAAUUGUUUGAUAAGCAGUGACAUUAGUCCCAUACCUCGAGUCCAAAUACAUUUCGAAAUUAGGAGCAGAAAAUAAAAGCCUGUUGGUAAUUGAUUCAAUAUUUUAUACUGUGAAAUAACUAAUGACUUUUAAUUAUCUGAUAAAAUAUAAACUAGUGCCCAAAGAUGAAAUCAACUAACUGAAGGUCUUUCUGCCUUUGACUACAAAGAUAUAUAUCGUAUACACAUAUUAGAAAGUAUUAUAUGAUUUUGAAUUUAGCUGUUUGAUAUUGUUGGAAUUACUGAAAUGUUCACAUACAGUCACAUGAGGUGAAAAAGAAUAUAUAUCUAUCUGAUUUUGUAACUACAAAGAUGAAUUACCAGUAUAUGUUGCAAGUGGGUUAGAAGCCUGUUUUUUUUAAGAAGGAAAACUGUUCCAAAUGUAUUUUAUAUGAAAACAUUCUUUAUUCCAUCUUUUGAAAUUUGGAAUAAGACAAAGUUUUCAUGCUUAAAAAUCACAGAAGCUACUGAAGGUAUGCUAUUAUUCCUCGAGUAUUUAUGCAAGCUGUCUGCAUGAUAUCCUGACACUAUUCUAUUAAUUGAACUUGAAUCGAGCAUUUGUAUCUAUCAUAGGAGUGAAGUAAUUUAUUGGCCAUUGAUAAGUGGUUUGGCUGCAAUGUAGAAACUGCAGUAUGAAGUGUUUUAUGUCUGCAUUGUCUUAAUAAUAAAAACAAGAGGUAUUUAUAGAAA
Symphalangus syndactylus (siamang) is the source of this 3001-nucleotide messenger RNA. RefSeq names its product ring finger protein 228 (gene RNF228). The record is from RefSeq and is a predicted model, not a curated record. Lineage: Eukaryota; Metazoa; Chordata; Mammalia; Primates; Hylobatidae. Gene Ontology annotation, biological process: protein ubiquitination. Gene Ontology annotation, molecular function: ubiquitin protein ligase activity.